Messenger RNA from Pectinophora gossypiella (pink bollworm), 477 nucleotides. RefSeq names its product odorant receptor 94b-like. Gene Ontology annotation, molecular function: odorant binding; olfactory receptor activity. Gene Ontology annotation, biological process: sensory perception of smell; detection of chemical stimulus involved in sensory perception of smell. The record is from RefSeq and is a predicted model, not a curated record. Bases 66 to 347 code for a protein of 93 amino acids. NCBI's taxonomy places the organism in Eukaryota, Metazoa, Arthropoda, Insecta, Lepidoptera, Gelechiidae. Gene Ontology annotation, cellular component: plasma membrane. The transcript has 4 exons.
UAAUUUGCACGACGGCGUACAGGACCGUGAGCAUUGAUCCAGCUUCUGCUAUAGAGUUAGUAUCAAUGCUUAUGUACAUGAGCUGCAUCAUAACAGAACUCUUUCUAUAUUGCUACUACGGUCACGAGGUGAACUGGGAGAGCGCGUGUAUCAUAGAAUCAGCCUACAAAAUGGAUUGGCUUGAAUUGUCCGUCAAACAUCGAAAAGAUCUCAUUAUUUUCAUGGAAAGAAUCAAGAGACCUUUACAACCCAUGGCGGGAGCUUUCAUACCGUUAUCCAAUAACACGUUUAUAUCGGUUAUGCGCAGUUCAUAUACAUUCUUUGUGUUUUUGAAGAAUACACACUAAUUUCUGAGAAAAGUAAACUGAACCGCAUAUUUUUGACAGUAAAGUCUAGGCUCACUUUAGAAUCGAUACAUUGUUAUCUGUUUUAGUUUAAUGAAGAUUAAAUAAUUUACUAGAUGGAAUUUUAUUUUUG